Molecule: messenger RNA, 163 nt
Organism: Racocetra persica
Lineage: Eukaryota; Fungi; Glomeromycota; Glomeromycetes; Diversisporales; Gigasporaceae
Source: the annotation of a GenBank genome assembly
AGCCAUAUAACUGCUGAAACCAAGGCAAGCGAAUCGUCUGUAUCUCAUGUCUCUGAUUCUCCCAAUUCGAAAGGCAAUAUUAGUAUACCACCUAUCUCAACACGAGCCGAUAUGACGGUUCCGAAACCUCUUACUGGGAAAGUCUCACCAAAAACUGAGAUAA